This is a messenger RNA of Lindgomyces ingoldianus, 1278 nucleotides long. RefSeq lists its product as uncharacterized. The record is from RefSeq and is a predicted model, not a curated record. The transcript is spliced from 6 exons. NCBI's taxonomy places the organism in Eukaryota, Fungi, Ascomycota, Dothideomycetes, Pleosporales, Lindgomycetaceae. Bases 1 to 1278 code for a protein of 425 amino acids.
AUGGCGUUAUUCUCCCUGCGGCAACCUUGUCUAGUCCAGGGCCAUCUUUCCUUGUGUCCCCUCCUCUGUGACGAUUGGCGAUUCUUAUGCUUGGCGCCGUUGCUGAGUCAGCUAACGCCCCAUCAUCCAACUAUUACCUGUUUGCGCGACGGCCAUAGUCAACUUCGCGAUGCGGUGCAGCAUAUGGCUAUGUUCUCGGAGUACGCCCCUAUAACGAAGGACUCACACAUCACACCCCCUUCGAGUUUCGCAACUCAUCCUUUGACGCCGCCGCCAACGGACGAAAAGCCGUUCGCGCAAGCCCAUCGGGUUAUUGCGCUCUUCAAAGAAAUCCGGGCUGGAAAGCACACCAAGCGAAACCCGUGGACCGAAUUUCAGCUUUCGGCAGAAGAGUAUGAUGAGAUAGAACGUCGGCUUCGGCGGGACGAGGACCUAUCGGGAUACGUCAACGACAAGAUACGGUAUGAUUACAACAGCGAAACGCACCGCCUCGUUGUUCGGAUGCCGACCGGGGUACAUGAGCUAUUCAUUGACGGAGUGGAAGACGCGAUUCGAAGCCAACUGAAAGCGAUACGGAGAGGAUCAGAUAAAGCCGCCCGCUUCGCGCAAAAAGUAUGGCCUGCCCGAUCGACGGAGAUUGAAUUUCCCGUAGAAGACUGUCCAACUGGCAGGAGGUCGAAAUAUGAGCCAGACGCGUCUUUUUGGCACGAGAACGCACAAUACCCUGGGGUUAUCAUCGAAGUUGCGUACUCGCAGAAGAAGAAGAGACUAGGUCAGCUAGCUGAAGACUACCUUCUCGAUUCGGACGCAAACGUGCGCGUUGUUGUCGGCCUUGAUAUUGAGUACGGCAAGAAAGGGUCACAUGUACUACGAGUAGUUCAAGAGGCAGCCAAUGAGAUAUUUCGUGACGAGCAAGGAAUCGCUACCGAUCAUCCUGGCUUACAGCUGCACCUUAGCGAUUUUGCCCACAAGGGACUAGUUCAGGAAGAGAUGGGAAACCCCGAUCGAGAAUUGAACAUAUCCGCUCGACAGCUUUGCAAAUUUCUCAAUGCAGCGGAGGUAAAGGUGCGCCAGAAGGGAUCGCUUAGCAAGGAUUUAUUGCCCGUGGGAGUCAAAAAGAGGAAGCGAUCAGAAACCCCUCCAGAAGAGAUUGCUUCUACCGAUGAAGCGAGAUAUGUUGAGCAAGAGGAGAGAGCGGCAAAACGUAUAGCAGAGGGUGAUUCCGACUAUGAGGAUAUUUCAGCGAAAAGCCCCGGAUCUUGUUCCGACCGAUCGUGA